Colletotrichum paranaense is the source of this 312-nucleotide messenger RNA. RefSeq lists its product as uncharacterized. The record is from RefSeq and is a predicted model, not a curated record. The transcript has 2 exons. The coding region runs from base 1 to 312 and encodes 103 amino acids. NCBI's taxonomy places the organism in Eukaryota, Fungi, Ascomycota, Sordariomycetes, Glomerellales, Glomerellaceae.
AUGGUCGGGCGAGCGCCUGAUGGUGCGGCCUGGAGACAGACAGACCGACAGACUGGACGAUCAGGCUCCCUGAUUGCUUGCCAGGAUUACCAGUCGCCAUCGCCAUCGCUAUCGCACCCGACCAUCGAAUCGAACGUGCCCGGUGGAGGUGAGAGAAGGGAAAAGUGGCUGGCUGCAUUGCGCGGUUUGACAAGGGCUGGGCUACGGACGGCGACGUGGGCAGCAAGGGAAGCCGGCGAGAUUCAUCGACGCGGCCACCGGGGGGGCUCCAAUGUUGCUUUUGGAGACGCUGGCCCCAAAGCAGCUCACUAG